This is a messenger RNA of Phycomyces blakesleeanus NRRL 1555(-), 630 nucleotides long. RefSeq lists its product as hypothetical. The transcript is spliced from 3 exons. The annotation marks the transcript as partial. Lineage: Eukaryota; Fungi; Mucoromycota; Mucoromycetes; Mucorales; Phycomycetaceae. The record is from RefSeq and is a predicted model, not a curated record.
CUGGUUCUAGUCGAUGUUCAGUAUGACUUUCUUGAGACGGGCACAUUACCUGUGCCUAAAUCAUCUGAGAUAAUCCCCGUAAUCACCAAAUUGAUGAAGCUCAUCAAAGACAAUGGCGGAUUGAUUGUUGCAACUCAGGAUUGGCACCCUGACAAUCAUGUUAGCUUUGCUUCUAAUCACAAAGACAAGCUACCUUUUCAAUCGACGAUCAUAUACCAUCAAGGUAUACCUGUUAACCAAGUUCUCUGGCCCGUUCAUUGUGUGCAAAACACACACGGGGCACACAUUGUAGAUGCUAUCCCCUCUGAGCUCAUUGACUACACUGUUCAAAAAGGUCUUAACCACAACGUGGAUUCAUACAGUGGAUUUGCAGACAACCAAUACUUUGAGAUAACCAAAUUAGCAAAGAUCCUUUACCAAAACCACAUUGAGACAGUGAUUAUAGUUGGACUUGCAGCAGAUUAUUGUGUUAAGAUGACUUGUCUAGAUGCAAUCAAGUUUGGAUUCAAGACAAUCCUUAUCAAGGAAGCUACCCGUUCCGUUAAUCCCGAUGAGUUUGAUAGUACAAUGGAGCUAUUGAAUUCUAAAGGUGUGAUAAUAGCCCAUGCAAAAGAUUUGGCAAUUGCCUAG